GGAUGGGAUGUGGCUUUGACCUUAGCUCUAGUAAACAUGGCAGCUCAAGCCAAGCAAGGUUGGGAUUUCGACAAAUUCGACGACGGCUCUUUAAAAAUUGUUGGGGAGGUUCAACUGAAGAAGUAUGGAAAAUUCCUGGAGGACUACGCCACUCAACUCAAGGGCAUCGAAGAUGCCUUGGAUAGCUCCAUUGGAGACACCUGGGAUUUCACCCUUGACCCCAUAUCAUUGCAGUUCCUGCCCUAUGAACAGACGAACAUCCUGGAACUCAUCAAGACAGAUAAUAAGAUCUUCAACAAGGUGAUAACAGUUUUUGCCAGCCUGUGCUGUGAGAUGAACACGCUGAAACAUGAGGCUGAAAUCAAGUUCUACCCCGGUGUCAUGUUCUAUGGGGAAGGAGAGCCUGAGACUGGUCUUGAGGAAGGCGAAGCACAGGUGCAGAUGGGUCGUAUGAUGCCGUUCAUGCAGGAACUGUCCUGUUUCAUCAACCGUUGUUAUGAAGUCGUCAGGAGCACAGUCCACCAGCUUGCCUCGUUGUACAACAACUCAAAAACGGCACCAAAGAUUAUUGACGUUACCCAUGUGCAUUUUCAGACUGUCUACGAACAUCUUGGAGAUAUACUGCGUGUGCUUAUCACUCUUGAUGAGAUUGUCGCUAACCAGUCGACUCUCAAAGACCAUUGGACGCUCUACAAGAGAAUGCUGAAAUCUGUUCACCACAACCCCACCCGUUUUGGAGUGGAGGAAUCCAAACUCCGCCCCUUUGAGAGGCUCCUGAUGGGCCUGCAAGGCCAACUUCUGGACGGCAUGAUAUUUCAGAAUUGCGUGGAGCAAGGCUUCGACAACAAUAGUGUUCUUGUUUCCAAGAACUCCUUCUUUGCUGAGGAAUUUGCCUUCAACAUUCGCAACAUGUUCACCCAGGUGGAUCCAAAGAUUGGAGAGAUUAAUGAAAUCAACCAGCGGCUUCAGUAUGUUGGCAUCUGCGGCCUGUAUGUGCUUCACUUCCAGAUCUUCCGUGUCAUUGACAAGAAGAUGUUCAAGUCACUCUGGGAUGUCUACCGCAGGGUACCGGCCAUCACCCUGACGGCCAACAUUGUCUGGUCAGCCAAUCAGUUCCUCCUCAGGAGUCUGUCUCCCCAUAUCGCCAGGUUGCUGGACAAGAAGUCACAGCAGUCGGUGAUGCAGACCACGCAGGCGUUCCUGCAACAGAAGAGCCAGAGCCUGGUCAGGGAGGUCCAGGUGUACUACAUGCAGGUGUGUUCAUGGAUGAUCAAGAUGGAAUCCAGCCUGACGUCAGCCAACACAGUUAUGGAAGAUCUGACCCACAAGUGCAACCUUUUUAUUCAUGGUCUACUGUUUGCCUACAAUAUUAGUAACUUGGUGCGUACCGUCAUGAACCUCCAUGCUCACAUGAAUAAGCCCAUGACCAAAACAGCGGUCUUGGCUCUCUGCCGACUCAUUGAAAUGCUCAAGUCUAUUGAGCAUACCUUCCAUCGGAGAACCAUGCUGGUAGCUGAGUCUAUCACUCACAUUAUCCAGUACCUGCAGUUCACAUCGUUAGCUCUGGUCAAUGGGGCAAAGAAGCGUAUCAUCUCAGACAAGAAGUACAGUGAGAAGAGAUUGGAUGCCCUGUCGGCACUGGUUCUCGUGGAGAAUGCACUCAGUGGAACAGCCACAAAAGAGAGGAAGCUGAUUGCAAAUCUGGCGCUGCACGUUGGCACUCAAAUGAAAGCCUUCAAGGAAGAUGAGCUGGCCUCAUACCGUACCACAAUGAACAAGCUCUUUCUCAUCAGCGACCUCAGGGAAAAGUUGCGAGAGGCAUGCGAUUGUAGCUUCCUGUACUGGCAUCGGGUCGUUUUUCCUCUCUAUCUGGCUGAUAGGUUUGAGAAUGCAGUCGACGCUCACAGGCUUCAUUACAUGUUCGGUGCGCUAGCAGACUGUGUACCCCCAAUUACCCAGUCCAAGCAUCUGGAAUCUCCACAACAACUUCUGGAUUCCUUUGAGAAGGAAACCAAUGCACAAUUCAAAGAGCACCUGCUGGAUCCACUGUGCCGUGGAGUCGAGACAGACCUCAGAUUGUCCAUUCACAACCAUCUUCAGCUGGACAGUCGUAACCCCUUCCGAGUCCCCCUGCAGGACGUGUCUCACUUCAUCAAGAUGAGACCUAUACGAUUCUUCAACAACUUUCUGGACAUCAAAGCUUCUGUCACCCACUACUUGGACAAGACCUUCUAUAACCUGACAACAGUAGCCCUCCACGACUGGAAGACGUAUGCUGAGAUGAGGAACCUUGCAUCCCAGAAGUAUGGCCUGACAAUGACCGAGGCACACCUGCCUACACAGACACUGGAACAGGGCCUUGAUGUGCUGGAGAUCAUGCGCAACAUUCACAUCUUUGUGUCCAAGUACCUAUACAAUGUUAACAAUCAGAUCUUCGUAGAGCGUUCCAGCAACAACAAGCACCUGAACACCAUCAACAUCCGACAUGUGGCCAACUCCAUCCGAACCCACGGCACGGGCAUCAUGAACACCACAGUCAACUUCACCUACCAGUUCCUGCGCAAGAAGUUCUUCAUCUUCUCCCAGUUCAUGUACGAUGAGCACAUCAAGUCCAGACUGCUCAAGGACCUACGUUACUUCAAAGAGAACAAGGGUGAUCUUCACCAGAUGUACCCCUUUGAGAGGGCAGAUAAGUUCAACAAAGGAAUCCGCAAGCUAGGAUUGACACCAGACGGGGACAGCUACCUGGACCAGUUCCGCAAUCUCAUCAGUCAGAUAGGAAAUGCUAUGGGCUACAUCAGGAUGAUCCGAUCUGGGGGUCUACGAUGCUGCAGCAAUGCCAUCCGGUUCGUGCCUGAUAUUGACGACAUUGUCCAAUUUGAAGAGCUGGUGUCCGAGGAAGGCCUGUCGGAAGAAGCGAAGACGGCGGCUAAAAAUCUGGACGGCGUGAUCGGCAAUUUGACGAAGAACUUUGCCGAGGGAACUGAGUAUUUCAAGAUGCUGGUGGAUGUCUUUGCCCCUGAGUUCCGAAGCUCCAAGAACAUGCAUUUACGCCAUUUCUUCAUGAUCCUUCCACCGCUGACGUUGAACUUUGUUGAGCAUGCCAUCAACUGCAAGGACAAACUCAGCAAGAAGAACAAAGUCGGAGCAGCCUUCACCGACGACGGAUUUGCAAUGGGUGUUGCAUACAUCCUGAAGCUACUGGACCAAUAUAACGAGUUUGAUUCACUUCACUGGUUCCACUCAGUCAGCUUCAAGUACAAGAAAGAGAAGGAAGGAGUGAAGAAACAACAGGCUAAUGAUGAGAAACUCCAGCAGACGGUCAGUUUGACCAUCAAGAGACUGGACACAUACCAACGGGAGUUCGAUCUACUGUACUACAGUCUGAGCAGUGCUCGCAUCUUCUUCCGAGCUGACAAGACCGCCGCCGAGGAGCAAGAGGAGACAAAGGAAAAGGAAAAAGAAGAAGUUGCUGCGGGAGAGGCAGAGAGCAGUAACCAACAGGCAGCCCUACCUGAGACACCCAGCAACCAAGCCGCCAUCCAAGCCCCACCACAGGCUUCACUCCCAGCUAUUAUGCCCAGCUAACUGUCCCAACAGAGGGCUCAAACAUGCCACAGAGGAAAGGUAUAGUUCAGACGAACUGGAGAAGUUACUGUGGACAAGUUAUCUAAUUAUCAACGGAAGUCAGUUCUCUGGAAGUAUCCUGGGUAUCCUUGGAUGGAAUUGUGGGAAAUUUGAUAAUGAACAUCUGUGAUGCAGAGAACCAGAGCAAAAUCUCAACAGCUCUUUGGAAAGGUGCGGAUGCGGAUGCAUUGUUGACUAUGUUUGUGUAGGGAAGAGCAAAGGCAGUCAUUCUUACAAAUAAAGAUAACAAGAUAACGAGGAAUAAGUUGAGUGGCCAAUUUUGCUGUGCAGAAUUUGUUACCCAGUGAAGUCUGUUUAGGCAGGAGACUGGAUCUAAGGUGACACCAUUUAUUGUCUUAUGUAUUAAUUUGUUUGAUGUUAAGAUAUGUUGAGAGUUUCGUUUUUUGAUGAGGCUAUGUAUAGGACCUUUUAUAUCAGAUUUUGUAAAAGGAUUCUGGAAGCGUGGGGCCUUUUGUUACUGGUUUUCUUCAUUCUUCCACCCCCACAUUCUUUUGUCACUAUGGUACAGCCCCCAAGAUUGGAUGUGGCACAUUUUAAGUAAACUAUUUUAUAAAUGAAAAGACUACAGGCUUGAAUGUUGGAAAUUGAUUCCUUUCUGUGACUUGCCGCUACAGAUUAAUCAGCCGAUUGUAUUUCAUUCAGCAAUUUCAAAUUAACGAAAUACUAAAAGUGGCGUGAAAUUGUAGAAGCCAUUGACAAAGAUUUCUCUGGGUGGUCUCAGUAUUUGCAACAUGAGCUUGUUGCUGACAUGUUGGUCUGGCUUUUAGAGUGAGUGUGUUUUGUCACAAGUCACAAAGAGCGUCCUGGGAAAACAGAUCAUCUGCCAAAUUUGUUCAGCAUUUAACAAUAUCGAAAAUCACUAAUUAUUGAGAAAUUGAACUAUUGCCAUGUCAGAUUGAAAAUCAACUGAAAUCGUGAAAGGUUCUAUGCCUGAUAUAUUUUGGAUUUAAUUUCCCGGUUGGGAAGGGAAUGAUGUCUGUAUGAAGAUGUAUACUCACCUUAUUUGAAUAAAAUCAAUUUGAAUGUCCAGGACCUGGGGGAGGGGAGGAGUUCAAUGACAACUGAUGGGGGUGCCGUAAUAACAUAAAACAAAAUGUAUAAAUGUCAUUUUAGAUGGAGCUCAGUGCUAUAAUCCUACAUUCCUAUAAUUUCUUCAGAUCUCUCCAUUAGAAGUUUUUCAAUUGGAGAGGCAAUGGAAACUGUUAACAACGGUGGUACGCGUUGUACAUUUUGUUCUAACGUUUUCUGUCGAUUUUGUCUGGUAUACAUGAAAAUAGUUAUUCGUUUCACAAAAAGUCUGAUAUUGAAAUGUGAAGCGACUUGAGUGUUGCUUUGCUAAGUCGGCAACACGUCUUUCUCAAGUUGAAUUUUUAAGAUUUGUCUGUGGAUCAAAUUCACAAAUUUAACAAGAAAAAAAUCUAUAUAUUGGAUGGCCAGCAAGGCCUAGCGCCUGACAUCCAGUUAAGUUGGAAUGUGAAAAACCAGGAGUUCCCUUUAUGGGGUAAAUGAUGCAUGGAGAAGUAAUUUUUAUUAGAGCCGAGAAAGAUUAGAUAACGCUUUAUUCUGUUCUUGAAUGUUUCAUGUAACUGUUAUAAUUUGUUCUCGCUCUGAAAGCGAACACAGCCUUUAUUUGGACUAAUAUUGUUAUAAAAACAUAUUAAUGAUAAUUAUGAGUUGUAAGAACGGGCCAUGAUAGACCUUAGUUCUGCUGUGUCCCUCAGCUGAGCAUCGACUGAAGAUCAGUCCAAAUAUAUCUGCGGAAUGUCAUGAGUAACCCUGUUUGAAAAAAAAAUACAGUGAGAAGCCUCCAUGUAUUUGUUUUUCACAAUUCCAGAAGCUGAUUUCCAGAAUUGUGGAAUUAUUUAUGACAAUGUAUAAAUGUGUAAUUUACAAGCUGGCUGCAGAAUGCUUGGAAUAAGGAAAAUGCAUGCGUGAAGGAGGAUUGUGAAACAUUGCGGUCUUGAAUUCCUUUUCAUGCCCAAACAGAAUUUUGAAAAGUGAAAUCAGUUGCUCAUUGAAAAAGAUGUAUUAUUGUUCAUAAUGUAUAAGUUUUAUAGAAAAUUCAAUUCACAAAUAUACUAAAGUGUUGAACCACGAAUCAACCAACCAUUUACAAUUGAUUUGUGUGCAAAGCAGGCGUGUAUUGGGCUGUUAAUCACCGAAGUAAAGCUUGCCAAAUAUUUCUGAAAAUUACAAAAUGCGUAAUUGCUUAUUAGCUUAUACUUUUCAUGAAUGAAUCUGCUUGACGUAUUUCUACUUUAGGGUGUGCCAUCUGAAGCACAGAUUAUCUAUUUGUUACUAACGGUAAAGGUUUGGAGCAUUCUUCUUAUGUAAGCUUACCGAUGGGGAAAAAAUUAUAUAAUUGUUGAUCAAUUACCCAUGACUGCUUAAAACACCAAGAGGUCAAUGGAUUCAAUCUGUUAUACUUCAGGGUGGGGUAUUUUAUAAAGUGGAUCCUGUUUGGGUUAAUAAGUAUACCAAACAAGUUGAUAAAUUGCGAAAGCGCUGCGCGUUGAAAGUCCUCAAAACGUCGGGACCGAUCCUCGCUGAAGAUCCCUGAAAAAAUGAACAUUUUGGACUGCACACACAGUGACUGUGACUUUGUCAUUCGGUUAUGUUGUCUUUUACAUUAUCUUACAAACCAGCGUUGCAGCUGACGUUAAGAAAAGGAAAAGCAAGUCAUAAGUGCCCCCUCCCCCGAGUUUGCCCUUUUUCCAUUGUGGGAUUAUUAAUUAAUGUAUAUUAUGACCAACGUAACCAGUGGUUUACAAGGGACGCGAUCACACGAUUUAUCAGAAUGGAACUUUGUUUGCAUUCCGUAGCAAGUUGCAUUUCCAUCGACAGUGUAACAAGCUAAAAGGUAUUUUUAUAUAAAUGAAAUGUUUCCUACUGAGAUAAUUGUUCAUAAAUCUUAACAGAAGGCUGUAUUCAGAGAGGGUGUAUUCUGUUUCGAGUGGCCUUCUCAUUUUUGCUUAUAUUCCUGUUCUAAUCAUGAGUGUUUGUUUGGACUGUUGCGCUUCGUCAUGUGCUCUGUUUAAUGUUCAAACUGCCAUCACACGGUAUGUAGGCCUAGUUAGAAACGAAAGGUGAUCGUGAUUGACAAGGCAGUGUGAUAUUAACCUUCGGUAAUUAGGAUUUGAUUGCGAUGUAGUUCUCCGCCCUCCCCUUGCUCUGUAAUGUUGACUUGCAGGCAGUUUUGAAACCAAUCCUUCUACCCUGGCCACGUACAUGAGUUAGUAAGGUGAAAUGAUUUGGGAACCUCUCAAAUUAAUUCGCUCAAAAUAAGUUGCAUGCGCUACAUUUUCAUUUCAACAGUUACGUUUAUAUUUGUCCAUUGCCUUUUAGUUGAACGAGAUGGCAGCCUGUUAUGUAAUAUUUUGGCGGCAAGAGGCCAUGAAACUUAAGUUUAAUGAAUAGAUUUUUUUUAUCAAAUAAAUUACCCUAACACUCCUCAAUCCUUCACCUGUUGGAGCUCUGAGGAGUGUUAGGGUUAAAGCAUCCAAAUUCUGUGAACCAACAAACAACUUUUUUGACACAAAUAAUGACCUGUGGUUGUUAAUUAUGUUCUAACUCCCGGGAAACCGUCUGUUUGUUGAAUUCGGAGAUUUAUAAUACACGGAAAGUAAACAUUAUAUAAAUUCUAUAUGCCCUGGUAUUUUUAAUUUGGAAAAGGAAGCAUUCACUCCCUGUUACACAGUUAACACAAAAGGCAUCGCUGUUAAUGUUCUUUGUGAUACUCGACGAUAAAACACGACUACAAUGUGA
Molecule: messenger RNA, 7413 nt
Organism: Acanthaster planci (crown-of-thorns starfish)
Lineage: Eukaryota; Metazoa; Echinodermata; Asteroidea; Valvatida; Acanthasteridae
Product: WASH complex subunit 4-like
Biological process (GO): endosomal transport; endosome organization
Cellular component (GO): endosome; WASH complex
Source: RefSeq, a predicted model, not a curated record